AAAAAAUAAUUUAAGGUCUAUCAAAAGUUUAUUACCCACACAUUAACGCACGUGCGCAUACCGUGAUCACUGGAUCAAAGUACAUAGAUAAGAUUAUGAGUGUGUAGAAAACAACACAGUAGUUCGAAAUUUUUCAGAAUAAUUAAAGAUGUCCUCAGAUUAUACCGAAUACGACAAGGAACAUCCACGAAUUUUAAUUCCUGAACUAUGUAAACAAUUUUAUGAUCUAGGAUGGGUAACUGGUACUGGUGGAGGAAUAUCUAUUAAACACAAAGACAAAAUUUAUAUUGCCCCAUCCGGUGUUCAGAAAGAACGCAUUUGUCCGGAUGAAAUGUUUGUACAAGAUAUUAGUGGAAAUGAUUUAGAACUGCCACCAGUAGAGAAAAAGUUGAAGAAAUCUCAAUGCACUCCGUUAUUUAUGUGUGCAUAUAUAAGGAGAAAUGCUGGAGCUGUAAUUCAUACCCAUUCAAAAUUUGCUGUAAUGGUGACAUUACAUUGGCCUGGGAAAGAAUUUCGUGUUACCCAUCUUGAGAUGAUAAAGGGCAUAAGGAAUCAAAAAUUGGGAAAAGCAUAUCGUUACGACGAAGAAUUAGUGGUACCCAUAAUAGAAAAUACUCCGUUUGAAGAGGACUUAAAAGAUGAAUUGGAAAAAGCUAUCAUUGCCUAUCCAGAAACUUGUGCUGUAUUAGUAAGAAGACAUGGUGUUUAUGUUUGGGGAGAUACAUGGCAACAAGCAAAAACUAUGACGGAAUGUUAUGAUUACCUAUUUGACAUAGCUCUACAAAUGAAACUAAGUGGAUUAGAUCCAGCUGCAGUUCCAAAAGAUUAUGUACAUAAUAAUAAGGAAUAAAAUUGUAAAUUAAUAACAA
Molecule: messenger RNA, 869 nt
Organism: Bombus impatiens (common eastern bumble bee)
Lineage: Eukaryota; Metazoa; Arthropoda; Insecta; Hymenoptera; Apidae
Product: probable methylthioribulose-1-phosphate dehydratase
Exons: 5
Coding region: 149-850 (233 amino acids)
Cellular component (GO): cytoplasm
Molecular function (GO): metal ion binding; methylthioribulose 1-phosphate dehydratase activity
Source: RefSeq, a predicted model, not a curated record